AAUUUCUAGGUCUCGAUUUAUGACAAAAUAGACCCCUGGUCUACCUCGUCUAUGCUUGGUAUUGCAAUUCGUAUUGCCCAACGUAUGACAAUUCAUAGUGAGUCGGCCUUGGCUAAAUGUACGGUCUUCGAAGCCGAGCUUGGUCGCAGACUAUGGUGGGCGCUGGUUCUUUGGGAUUGCAGAGUACCUCUCAGUUUGAAUGAUUCCGAUCUCCGACCUGAGAUGAAGGAGCCGCCAAAUGUCCAGAGAACCCCCACUGAUGCGCUUUUUAUUGUCGUCCGAAGCGAGCUCGGGGACUUUAACCCGGAAUGUCCUUCCAUGUUUUGCGUAUUGUGACCUGUUUCAAACCCUAAGCGCUAAGUGUCACGCACCUAGACUCACUCUAGUUGUCACUGGCUGUGUCAAGGAGCGAUAUGAUGAUGUGAAC
Talaromyces proteolyticus is the source of this 427-nucleotide messenger RNA. RefSeq lists its product as uncharacterized. The transcript is spliced from 2 exons. NCBI's taxonomy places the organism in Eukaryota, Fungi, Ascomycota, Eurotiomycetes, Eurotiales, Trichocomaceae. The record is from RefSeq and is a predicted model, not a curated record. The coding region runs from base 52 to 336 and encodes 94 amino acids.